AGAUUUACUGAUCGCAAGUCAAGGCCUGGUCGCGAAGCCAACCCUGAGAUCAGACAACUUCUGAACAAGCUGAGUUUGUACAACAUGUCUGCCAAGACGAUUGUGUUUCUGUUCCUGGUUGCCUUGGCGACGAGUCACGCCCAAGCGCCGGCAGGGCCGUGCUGUUAUCCCGACCAGUUCGUAAUCGCUUACGGUUCCCAGAGUGGAAUCAGUCAUUUUGGAACAGCAGCGGCUAUCGGAAUAUUCGCGAAUUCCGCAUUUGACUUCACCAACAAGAUGAUUGGUGAGGAAGGUACUCUAGUCGUCGAGGGACAACCACCCAAGGACUACAAAGUCAUCCAAGACUACGCGCAGGGAGUUCAGUACACCAUUGAUCGCGGUGAAUCCAAGUGUGACAAAACUAAGUUGGCAGGCCCCAUGCAACACUGUGUUCCCGGUGGAGCUAUCUUCAACGCGACUGCUUACCUUGGGGACAAAAAGUUGAACAUCGACAGCUACUACUAUGUCAUACUGACACCUCAGCAGCAAGGCCGAUUGGCAUUGUCGGUGACCCAGGGUGACUGCCUACCAAAUAGUUACAGCUUCACUGGAAAGGCCGGACCAACCUCCAUUCUUACCGUCACUGGCUAUUUCAACUACGUGCAGGGCAUUGCCGAUCCUUCCGCCUUCUUCGAUGUGCCUGACUACUGCCCUUCGUAUAUCACCGCAGAAUCGGAGUUGCUGAAACAGCUGAAGUACCAGCGUGUCCAGUAUUAAAGGACAACGAUAUAGUUGCGCCCGGUCGACCACAAGGAACUUGAACUGACAGUGGAGAGAAUCGAUGAUUUUGUUGCAUGGUGUUUAAAGAUGCUGUAUAUCUUGUUGUUUAUGAAACAGAAAAGCAUCAAUGCAUGAAUAAGCCCUUUUUAAAGGUAACGAUUUAGUCACUUUAAUGUAGGUCUAUAUUGCUUAGCAUAAUUAUGGUAAAGAUGUGGAAUGGUCGGCGUUCGGCACUUGCAAUCAACUUUUAAGUUGGACCGUGCGAAUGCAGGGACAGUUGAGUUUGGCAUAGCUAUAAGUCCGAUUCAUAUACAUUUAUGAGUGUCGUAUCUAGCGCAGGGUGGGAGGGUGACAUUCAUUUUGCUCCCUAUCAUUCGUAUUAAAAACAGAAGUGUUACUGAACGGGCGUGAACCAUAAUCGGGCUCAUAUAAUAGCGCCCCCUUUGAAGUGCCCGGCCUCCAUUCAACUUAUUUUUCGUAAAAAAAGGGGAAUUAUUUUGGCAUUUAAAGAACAUUCUCUCCCCUGGGAUCGAAAACUUGGAUACUACACUGUCUGGGACUCGUGCUGGUGAAUAAGAAACUAAAAGCUCAGUAGAACAAACUUAAAGCGGUAUUAUUGUCAUCAAAUAUAAGGUACAUAACUGCUGGUUCGUAAUUUUGUGUCAUAUUUAAAACCACAUGCUGCUUGGCCCAAUUUCAUAGCGCUGCUUAACAGUAACAGAAAGGUUGUUUACAGCAGAAAAUUGUGCUAACCGUAAAGGGCUCAUGCAUUGUGACUUUCUUAAUGAUUAUUAUCACUGAAAAUGCACUUUUGUGUCCCAUUAUUUGUACCUUGUUUUUUAAUUUUCGUUUUUCCAAUUUGAAGGGUCUUUUGAUGCCUUUUUGUUUUGACAAAUUUCCAUAUUCAUGAGCCAAACUGUGAUGUCAUUCCGGGCAGAAACAUCAAUGUUACAGCUAUUUUGGCACAAAAAGUUGCUGGCUAUCUUGAUAUUUUGCUUUUAUAAAGUAUCUUUUCUUGGUUGGUUCGUUGUUGUGCAAGUACAUGGCAGUACAGUAGCCCAAUUAAUGGGCAAACCUUUCUCACAAUUAAUGUUUUCAAUGAGCAAAUGUUGUGUUCACAAUUUGCACAGAAAACCCCCAAACCGAACAGUGUCUAAUUUCUGAAAUGACAUCUUAGCAACAACGCCCUCAGUUGACCUGAAAAGCAUGGACAAUUUAAAAUGCUUAAAGAAGUGCACUUUUUAAUAGAAUUAACCAAAAAUGGAAGUCGAAUAAUUUUCAUAUGUGUUCCUCAGAAAAAUUCGCCGCAUUAACCCCUAUAGGCGCCAUGUCAAGGCGUGAAUGUGCCAGAGGUUGCGCGCGAAAUUUCUAUAGAAAAAAAAUACGUCACUGAUAUCAUUGGCUUUUGCUUUAAUUUUCAGAAAUGAACUAUUUGAGGGGUUA
This is a messenger RNA of Patiria miniata (bat star), 2202 nucleotides long. RefSeq names its product development-specific protein LVN1.2-like. The record is from RefSeq and is a predicted model, not a curated record. Gene Ontology annotation, cellular component: lysosome; extracellular region. Gene Ontology annotation, biological process: cell-matrix adhesion. The transcript has 6 exons. NCBI's taxonomy places the organism in Eukaryota, Metazoa, Echinodermata, Asteroidea, Valvatida, Asterinidae. Gene Ontology annotation, molecular function: calcium ion binding. The coding region runs from base 85 to 756 and encodes 223 amino acids.